AUGCAUUCAAAUGAAAGGUUAACAGAUCCAUUGUAUAUCCAGGUUGAAGUAGGAAGAAGUGAAGAUGAUGAAACAGAACAAUCUCUUCUGCAUCUGCAAGCUUACAGCUCAUUUGGUGAAAUUUCUCUACUUUGCAACAGCCCAGUACCUUACACAGUUCAAGUUAGCGAACUCUCAAAACUAUUAUGGCUUGAUAAGCAAUCUUUCACAGACAUCCUUGAUAUGUACUUCUUUGAUGGCCAGACAAUUAUAAAUAACCUUCUCGAGGGAAAAGAAUCGAAUCUUCGGAACAAGAUAUUAGAGUCUGACUUUAUAAUUCAUAUCCAGCAACAUGAAUCCGAGUUGGCUAUGAGGUUGAACUAUGCUGCUCAUGAUGGAGAUCUGUGUCGACUAAGGCAUUUGGUUGAAGCAGGAGCAGAUCCCAAUAAGACAGAUUAUGAUGGAAGAUCACCUAUGGUAUGA
Molecule: messenger RNA, 462 nt
Organism: Ilex paraguariensis (yerba mate)
Lineage: Eukaryota; Viridiplantae; Streptophyta; Magnoliopsida; Aquifoliales; Aquifoliaceae
Source: the annotation of a GenBank genome assembly